This is a messenger RNA of Lacerta agilis (Sand lizard), 920 nucleotides long. Its product is annotated as uromodulin-like. Gene Ontology annotation, cellular component: cell surface; apical plasma membrane. The record is from RefSeq and is a predicted model, not a curated record. Lineage: Eukaryota; Metazoa; Chordata; Lepidosauria; Squamata; Lacertidae. Gene Ontology annotation, biological process: neutrophil migration.
AUGGCCCCUCCUAUCGCCAGCACUGGCCACGCCCACAGGCAUGCACCCACAAGCACCCAUCCACCACUGCAUGCACUGCUCAGAGAUGCUGAAGAUCCCCUGGCCUCUCUCCACCUGAGUAGCCGUACCUGCCUGGUCUCCGAGCAAUGGCAAGACGGAGUGCAGUACUUUGGUGCAAAGCUGACUGGGGAGAACCACACCACCUGUGGCUCCACCAUUAAUAUCAAUGAGACUCACAUGUCCUACACCAAUGUGAUUGAGUCUGGAAGUGACAAUGACCAGAGUGUCAUCACCAGGAACGUCCAGACCCGCUUGCACUUCUCCUGCAUUUAUGCCUCUAAGCAGCUGAUUGGCCUGAACUAUGGGCUCAGGCCUGGGACAAGUAGGAUUGUCCAGUUUGCGGUCAAGGAAGGGGACUUCAAAGUCAGCAUGAAUCUGUAUGAAAACGCCAGCUAUGUGCGUGCCUAUCAGUCAACACUGACGCUCCUCAUAACAGACAUGCUCUACGUCCUCCUGCAAAUAGAAGGGCAGGAUCAGGCCAAGUACUUCUUCCUCGGCAUAGAGGACUGCUGGGGCACUCCGACAGCUGACCCACUAGACAGCACAAAGCACUUCCUGAUCAUGAAGGGGUGUCCGCAUGACAAGACGCUGACUUUCCUCAAUGCCGUUGGUAACAGCACUGCGGCAAAGUUUAGCAUUCAGAUGUUCCAGUUCAGAAACUUCCAGGAGGUGUACCUGCAUUGUCAAGUGCGCCUUUGUGUACCGGAGAACAAAGAGCCCUGUGCCAAGCAAUGUCCCAGCAAGCAAAGAAGCAAGAGGGAGCUGGUUGAUGACUACCAGAAGAUCAUCUCCUAUGGUCCCAUCCGUUUCUUGGCCGUCAUCACACUUGGAAGUGCAGGAGGCUGAAGACCAACAGCUCA